This is a messenger RNA of Dichotomopilus funicola, 1689 nucleotides long. RefSeq lists its product as uncharacterized. Gene Ontology annotation, molecular function: protein-macromolecule adaptor activity; ubiquitin protein ligase binding. Gene Ontology annotation, biological process: ubiquitin-dependent endocytosis. The transcript has 3 exons. The record is from RefSeq and is a predicted model, not a curated record. Gene Ontology annotation, cellular component: cytoplasm; cytosol. NCBI's taxonomy places the organism in Eukaryota, Fungi, Ascomycota, Sordariomycetes, Sordariales, Chaetomiaceae. Bases 1 to 1689 code for a protein of 562 amino acids.
AUGUCGAUCCGGGUCAGGCUGGAGAACCCGCCCGAGUUCUACACCAACCUUGACUUCAUCCAGGGCCAUGUCGUGCUCUCACUCAGCCGCCCUGAGCAAAUCGGUGCCAUCAUCGUCAAGCUAGAGGGCGAGUCACGCACCGCCCUCGGCGUGCCCACCGACAGCCCGGGCAUGGGCAUUGCGGGCCGGGAACGGUCCACGAGCGGCGACACCCUUCACGAAAACCACAAGAUCCUGUACAAGGUCGGCCAGGUCUUCCCCGAUGAGACCGGCCCGGCCCCCAUGCAGCAGCCGCACAUGCUCAACCCGGGCCAGCAUAGUUUCCCCUUCUCCUUCAAGUUCCCCUUUAACAAUGCAUGCGGCAACGUCGAGGCCAUGUCCCGCAUCGGCGGCGUCGUCAACGCGGGCGGCUUCUUUGGCGCCGGCUUCCGCGUCAUGGACGGCACCAAGCAACUGAUGUACUCCCACGUCACCAAGACCCUGCCCCCGAGCUUCACCGGUUUCCCCGGGGAGGCCGAGAUUCGGUAUUAUGUCAAGGUGACGGUCCAACGGCCGGGGAUUUUCAAGGAGAAUUGGCGGCACCAGAUGGGGCUCAAGUUCCUUCCCAUUGAGCCCCCACGGCCAGUGAAGACGAACCAGGAGGCCUAUGCCCGCCGUCCCUUCACUUUCCAACCCAAGAGCCCCACCCCGGCCCCGUACCCGAAGAAGCGCUCGUCCUUCUUCGGCCGGUCCUCAAGCGGGCCCUCCACGCCCGUCAUGGCCGCCGACGGCUUCUCUUCCAACGGAGGGGCAGCGUCGUCGAACCCGCCGUCCGUCGAGAUGUCCGCUCGUCUCCCGCAUCCGGCUAUUCUCACUUGCAACAAGCCGGUGCCCCUGCGGCUGAUCGCAAAGAAGCUGCUGCCGUCCAGCGGGGAUGUCUACCUCACAACAAUCCAGAUCGACCUCGUCGGCAAGACCACCGUCCGCUGCCAGAAUCUCGUCAACAACGAAAUGAGCCGCUGGGUGGUCUUGUCUCGCCACGGGCUGUCCAUCCCCGUGGCUAAACCCGAGGACGCCGUGGGGACGGAAAUAGCUGUGCCUGACUAUCUCUGGACGGAUGCUCCGUUGCCCAACACCGUCAUGCCCAGUUUCCUCACCUGCAAUCUCAGCCGCGACUACCAACUCGAAAUCAAACUCGGUCUAGCCUGGGGCAAGCCCUCCGGCCUCCCCAGCACCUUUCUCGGCCGGCCCAAAAACAGCCCCCACCUCGCCAGCCACAUCCCCCAAGAACUCCACCUCCCCCUGCACUUCAGCAGCAUCCAAGUCUACUCCGGCCUCGCCCCGCCUCCAGCCCUCGUCGAAGCCCUCCGUCAAGGCCGCGGCCGGCGUAACUCCCGGCCCCCCAAGACGGGUUCCGGUCCAUCCACUUCGCAACGACCCCCUCGGACAUCAACACAAACAGCCCCGACCCUCCCGCCACGCCCAUCCCCUCAAACACAAGUCCAACAACCCCCAGAAGCCCUCUACCCACCCCAACUCGCACCAGGCGAAAUCCCCCCUUACGACGAUGCCCCACCAACCUACGAAGAAGCCAUGGCGGAAGAGAUGACGGGGCCCGCGAUUCCAAAUGGAGGUGCGCGGCCGGCAUGGAGCGGCGUGACGGAUGAGAAUCAGCCUAGUAGUCUUGGUGGGGGGGCGGAGAAGGGGUAA